This is a messenger RNA of Xyrauchen texanus (razorback sucker), 783 nucleotides long. RefSeq names its product homeobox protein Nkx-2.2a-like. Gene Ontology annotation, molecular function: RNA polymerase II cis-regulatory region sequence-specific DNA binding; DNA-binding transcription factor activity, RNA polymerase II-specific. The transcript has 2 exons. The record is from RefSeq and is a predicted model, not a curated record. The coding region runs from base 1 to 732 and encodes 243 amino acids. Lineage: Eukaryota; Metazoa; Chordata; Actinopteri; Cypriniformes; Catostomidae. Gene Ontology annotation, cellular component: nucleus. Gene Ontology annotation, biological process: cell differentiation; regulation of transcription by RNA polymerase II.
AUGUCCAUAAAGACUUCAAAGUCAGGAUUCUCAGUUCGUGAUAUUUUAGACCUCCCGGAUACGAAUGAUAAAGGAUCGGUGACUGAAGACACUGAAGAUGAGGCGGAUGAAGAACUUAACCAGAGUAUUUCUGGAAAUAAGCAGCAGACGUUUUGGCCAGGAUCUGCAUAUGGCCAUCAAUAUCCAUCGCUACCAUCAGCAUCUCCAGAGGAUUUAACACCGGAACUGUCCACGGAUGAGUCUCAAGAUCGUAACAGGGAGAGUUCAGAGGACUCUGAGGGCGCAGGGAAAAAGCGCAAAAGAAGAAUACUGUUUUCAAAGGCUCAGACGUUUGAAUUGGAGAGACGCUUUAGGCAACAAAGAUACUUAUCAGCCCCCGAGAGAGAACAUCUUGCUAGGGUGUUACGUUUAACUCCAACACAGGUGAAGAUAUGGUUUCAGAACCAUCGUUAUAAAGUCAAGAGGGUCCGGGCCGAAUAUGGAAUGGACCCGGGAUAUCUGAUCUCUCCAAGGCGGGUGUCUAUUCCCGUUCUGGUGAGGGACGGAAGACCAUGCCAUGUUCUCAAUCCUCAGGACAUCACCGGUACCUUUCCAGAAGGUGCAUCAUUUUCUGCUGUCAACAUAAAGCAAUUUCCCCAAAUACAACACAUAAGGCAUAACAUCAGAUCCAGCGUUAUGACACAUCAAACAGCUGUCAGUCAUGUAUCUCACAUGCAACCGUGGACUUGGUGAAAAUGUUAACGGAGAGCUUUAACUGCACUUUGGAAAUAUUGUUUAGUUUUU